UUAUUAAGGUAUUUUAUGUAUAAAUAAGGCAAGUAUAUUCAGAUGAUUUAUAGUGCAACUUUUCAAUGUGCAUUCCCAACUUGGAAAAAUAGUGUGAUAAUUUAUAUAGAUCAAGAAUCGAGAUGAAGCUUAUUUUAGCUACCAUAUUUACAUUGGCAGUUAUAAUAUCAGCUGAACAAGUUUAUGAACCGCUUAAAUUUAAAAGAUCGCUUGAUCACCCUUGGGCUGUUAGUCCAAAUAUAAACAGAGAUGACAAUGGCAACGUCAAUACUGGUGUUAAUGUAAAAAAUAAAGGAAAAGAUCACGAAUUUGAAGCAGGAUGGAAUAAAGUCGUUAAAGGACCAAAUAGAGCUAAACCAACCUGGAAUGUAGGUGGUACUUUCAGAUUUAAAAGAUCGCCUGAUCAGCCUUGGGCAGUUAGUCCACAUAUAAACAGAGAUGAUAAUGGCAACGUCAAUACUGGUGUUCAUGUAAAAAAUAAGGGAAAAGACCAUGAAUUUGAAGCAGGAUGGAAUAAAGUCGUUAGAGGACCAAAUAAAGCUAAACCAACUUGGAAUGUAGGCGGUACUUUCAGAUUUAAAAGAUCGCCUGAUCAGCCUUGGGCAGUUAGUCCACAUAUAAACAGAGAUGAUAAUGGCAACGUCAAUACUGGUGUUCAAGUCAAGAAUAAGGGAAAAGAUCAUGAAUUUGAAGCAGGAUGGAAUAAAGUCGUUAGAGGACCAAAUAGAGCUAAACCAACUUGGAAUGUAGGUGGUACUUUCAGAUUUAAAAGAUCGCCUGAUCAGCCUUGGGCAGUUAGUCCACAUAUAAACAGAGAUGAUAAUGGCAACGUCAAUACUGGUGUUCAAGUCAAAAAUAAGGGAAAAGAUCAUGAAUUUGAAGCAGGAUGGAAUAAAGUCGUUAGAGGACCAAAUAGAGCUAAACCAACUUGGAAUGUAGGCGGUACUUUUAGAUUUAAAAGAUCGCCUGAUCAGCCUUGGGCAAUUAGUCCACACAUAAACAGAGAUGACAAUGGCAACGUCAAUUCUGGUGUUAGUGUAAAAAAUAAAGGCAAAGAUCAUGAAUUUGAAGCAGGAUGGAAUAAAGUUGUUAGAGGACCAAAUAGAGCUAAACCAACUUGGAAUGUAGGUGGUACUUUCAGAUUUAAAAGAUCGCCUGAUCAGCCUUGGGCAGUUAGUCCUCACAUAAACAGAGAUGAUACUGGCAACGUCAAUACUGGUGUUCAAAUCAAAAAUAAAGGAAAAGAUCACGAAUUUGAAGCAGGGUGGAAUAAAGUCGUUAGAGGACCAAAUAGAGCUAAACCAACUUGGAAUGUAGGUGGUACUUUCAGAUUUAAAAGAUCGCCUGAUCAGCCUUGGGGAGUUAGUCCACAUAUAAAUAGGGAUGAUAAUGGCAACGUCAAUACUGGUGUUCAAGUCAAAAAUAAAGGAAAAGAUCACGAAUUUCAAGCAGGAUGGAAUAAAGUCGUUAGAGGACCGAAUAGAGCUAAACCAACUUGGAAUGUAGGUGGUACUUUCAGAUUUAAAAGAUCGCCUGAUCAGCCUUGGGCAGUUAGUCCACAUAUAAACAGAGAUGAUAAUGGCAACGUCAAUACUGGUGUUCAAGUCAAGAAUAAGGGAAAAGAUCAUGAAUUUGAAGCAGGAUGGAAUAAAGUCGUUAGAGGACCAAAUAGAGCUAAACCAACUUGGAAUGUAGGUGGUACUUUCAGAUUUAAAAGAUCGCCUGAUCAGCCUUGGGCAGUUAGUCCACAUAUAAACAGAGAUGAUAAUGGCAACGUCAAUACUGGUGUUCAAGUCAAAAAUAAGGGAAAAGAUCAUGAAUUUGAAGCAGGAUGGAAUAAAGUCGUUAGAGGACCAAAUAGAGCUAAACCAACUUGGAAUGUAGGCGGUACUUUUAGAUUUAAAAGAUCGCCUGAUCAGCCUUGGGCAAUUAGUCCACACAUAAACAGAGAUGACAAUGGCAACGUCAAUUCUGGUGUUAGUGUAAAAAAUAAAGGCAAAGAUCAUGAAUUUGAAGCAGGAUGGAAUAAAGUUGUUAGAGGACCAAAUAGAGCUAAACCAACUUGGAAUGUAGGUGGUACUUUCAGAUUUAAAAGAUCGCCUGAUCAGCCUUGGGCAGUUAGUCCUCACAUAAACAGAGAUGAUACUGGCAACGUCAAUACUGGUGUUCAAAUCAAAAAUAAAGGAAAAGAUCACGAAUUUGAAGCAGGGUGGAAUAAAGUCGUUAGAGGACCAAAUAGAGCUAAACCAACUUGGAAUGUAGGUGGUACUUUCAGAUUUAAAAGAUCGCCUGAUCAGCCUUGGGGAGUUAGUCCACAUAUAAAUAGGGAUGAUAAUGGCAACGUCAAUACUGGUGUUCAAGUCAAAAAUAAAGGAAAAGAUCACGAAUUUCAAGCAGGAUGGAAUAAAGUCGUUAGAGGACCGAAUAGAGCUAAACCAACUUGGAAUGUAGGUGGUACUUUCAGAUUUAAAAGAUCGCCUGAUCAGCCUUGGGGAGUUAGUCCACAUAUAAAUAGGGAUGAUAAUGGCAACGUCAAUACUGGUGUUCAAGUCAAAAAUAAAGGAAAAGAUCACGAAUUUCAAGCAGGAUGGAAUAAAGUCGUUAGAGGACCGAAUAGAGCUAAACCAACUUGGAAUGUAGGUGGUACUUUCAGAUUUAAAAGAUCACCUGAUCAGCCUUGGGAAGUUAGUCCGCGCGUAAACAAAGAUAAUAAUGGCAACGUCGAUACGAGUUUGGAAACCAAAAAUAAGGGAUGA
Molecule: messenger RNA, 2756 nt
Organism: Psylliodes chrysocephalus
Lineage: Eukaryota; Metazoa; Arthropoda; Insecta; Coleoptera; Chrysomelidae
Source: the annotation of a GenBank genome assembly